Nicotiana tabacum (common tobacco) is the source of this 1122-nucleotide messenger RNA. NCBI's taxonomy places the organism in Eukaryota, Viridiplantae, Streptophyta, Magnoliopsida, Solanales, Solanaceae. The record is from RefSeq and is a predicted model, not a curated record.
AUGCUUCAUCAAGGGCACUUGAAAGAGCUGAUGAGCGAUCAAGGGAGGGCCAACUUCACCCGCGGACGUGAACAGCACCAGAGACCACCCAAACUACCCUCCCCGGCUCAAACCAUUCAAAUGAUCAUCGGAGGGGGUAACGAUGUGUCAAUCAACAGCAUGAAGUUCACCACCACCCACAAACUCAAACGGUCGAUCACUCAUGAACAGUAUGACAAACUCGAAGAAAGUAUCAUCUUCGAUAAGUCGGAUACCCACUGUUUGGUUUUUCCUCACUAUGAUGCCCUUCCCAUUACUUUACGCAUCUUAGAUACUUAUGUAAAAUGUAUUAUGGUCAUUGACGGGAGCGGCGCGUGCAUCAUCCACCCUCGAGUCCUCACACAAAUGAAGCUCGAUAAUAGGAUAGUGCCAUACUACAUCACACUGACAGGUUUUAAUAAUGUAGUUGUGCGGACUUCCGGAGAAGUCACGCUACCCGUCCUGGCCGGCGGUGUCACUUUGGAGAUCACGUUCCACAUCAUGGACCAGGAUACAGUGUCGAGGUCGAGUGAGGAUGAGAAGGAUGUGAUCAAAGAUCCCGAAGUCGUAGAAGCCGCAGGAUCUACCAUAGAAGACCUCGACCCUGUCCAACUUGAUGAUAAAGACCACAGCAAGAAAGCUUUUAUCGGCCACAAGCUCAAAGAACUAGAUAAAUUCCGCCAGUUCUUAAAAAAUAAUGGAGACCUAUUUGCUUUUUCCCAUGCAGACAUGUCGGGCAUCCCAAAGCAGAUAGCAACACACAAACUAAAUGUCGACUCAUUCCACCCCCCAGUGCGGCAAGUUAGAAGAAAAUUUAAUGCCGCGAUAAAUGAUGUUGUCCAUGAGGAGGUGGAAAAAUUUCUUGAAAAUGGCUCCAUCAGAGAGUCAAAUUAUCCCCAAUGGGUUGCCUACAUGGUCAUGGUAAAAAAGAAAAAUGGGAAAUGGUGUAUGUGUGUAGACUUCACAGAUCCGAACAAAGCAUGCCUGAAACACUCGUUCCCACUUCCCCAUAUCGACCAACUCAUUGACGCAACCACCGGUCACAAGCUAUUAAGUUUCCUAGAUGCAUAUUCCGGUUACAACCAGAUCCUCAUAGAGGAAUAA